Chroicocephalus ridibundus (black-headed gull) is the source of this 1017-nucleotide messenger RNA. Its product is annotated as basic proline-rich protein-like. Lineage: Eukaryota; Metazoa; Chordata; Aves; Charadriiformes; Laridae. The coding region runs from base 256 to 1017 and encodes 253 amino acids. The record is from RefSeq and is a predicted model, not a curated record. The transcript has 10 exons.
CGGCCUCCCCCUCUUCUGCCGCGCCCGGGGGGGCCGGCCCCGCCCCCAGCUGCCCUUCUCGGUGAUCGGGUCCCUGAACGGCGUCCACAUGUUCGGGGCCGGGGCGGGGGUGGGGCUGCGGGGGGCGGCGACCCCCAACACCCGCCUGGCCUGGGGGGGCUACGGGCAGAGCAUCACCCUGAUCGCGCUCAGCUCCGCCCCCCCCCGCCCCCCGGCCCCGCCCUCCGCCGCCUCCUCGACUCCGCCUUCGGCGCCAUGGUGCUGGUGCUGGGACUGGACGAACUGGUGCCCAUCCGCAACGUGGAGCGGCUCAAGCGGGAACUGAGGAGCUGCUUCGGGCUGAUCGACGCGUUGCUGGCGCCCGGGGGGGGGGCUGGGGGGGGCCGGGCUGGGAACCCCCUGCUGGCCCCUCCCCCCGGGGCCCCCCCGCGACCUCCUGCAGGAGGUGCUGGAGCGGUUCGCGGGGGCGGCGCAGACGGGGCUGGGCUGUUUGCUGGGGGGAGGGGGGGGGGCGGGUGGUGCUGGCGACCCCCCCCCUGGUGGGGGCUGCCCCCCCCCGACAGCGCCCUCCUGGGGGGGCUCCUCCUCUGCCCCCCCCACCCCCCCGGACCCCCCCCCGACCGCCCGCGACCUGCCCGUCUACCUGCCCCACAGCAGCCCCACGGUCCCCCACCGGCUGCUGCUGCUGGAGCUGGUGCCGGGGGUGGGGGUCGCGCUGCUCUGCGGCCCCCGCCCCCCCCUGCAGCUCGUCCUCACCCAGCUCGUGCCGCAGUUCUGGAGCCCCGUCCUGCAGCAGUUGAGGGGCUGCGCCCGGCGCCCCCCCCCCGCGCUGCCCCCCGGGGUCCUGGCGUACCUGCUCAUCCAGCCCCAGCAGGGCCGGACCCAGAGCGGCAUCGUCACGGGGGGGGGGCAGGAGGGGUCGCUGCCCCCCCCCCCGCCGUGGGGCCGCCCUGUGUCACCUCUACGCCCUGGUGGCCCCCCAGUACGGCCCCGGGGAGGGGGGGGGGGCCCAGGUGA